AUGCAAAGUGGCAUUCUCGCUACCGGCGGCGCUUGCCAAGUACAAUCACACGGCUAUCAAUCUUUGAUGGUUUCAUCGUCGUCGAUAUAUAUGUACUCGUCCGUCAAGGGCGGCGCUUAUUUACUUGGCGGCCUGGUUUCCCAUUUCUGGCCUCGCCUGGUGGAGCAGCUGUCCAUAUUCCCAAUUCUUCUCAUACAACUACAUCCAUCGCCCUCUCUAGCCGCUGCUUCCAACUUGAUCAAUCUCGUCGAGUGCUUCAAAUGCGGACAUGCGGCUACACAGCAACAGGACGUCUGA
This is a messenger RNA of Cordyceps militaris CM01, 297 nucleotides long. RefSeq lists its product as uncharacterized. Bases 1 to 297 code for a protein of 98 amino acids. The transcript has 3 exons. The record is from RefSeq and is a predicted model, not a curated record. NCBI's taxonomy places the organism in Eukaryota, Fungi, Ascomycota, Sordariomycetes, Hypocreales, Cordycipitaceae.